UWUACCUACAUAAAUAUUAAAUUGGUCUCAGUUGUCAGUUCUGUGAUUCAACUCAAAAAUUUUAAAUAACAAUAUUGUUUGGUUAUUUGUUGUUGAUGAAUGACUACUUUUAGUUUUAUAAUUUUUGAAUUAAAUUUGURUUUUAUGAGAGUAAAUUUUGAUACAAGUUAAAUAAUUCAAAGCUGUUAUCAUGUUGGCUCUGUUCAAUUUACAAAGUCUUUUGACAAUUUUAUUGUUGUCUAUUUGUACAUGCACUUAUUUACGGCAGUUAUUACCAAGUAUUAUCGAUAGGAAUAAAGUUGGACCAUUGGGAACGUUUUGGAAGUUAGCCAGAAUUGGAGAAAGAAAAAGUCCWUACGUAUCAUUUUGUUGUAUUGCGAUGGCUUUCAGUAUUUUAUUUUGGACAUAAUUGUAAUUAUGUCAUAAUUUUUAAUUAAAAAGAAACAAGUAAUUUGUACAUAUUUUAUGAUAYUUUAUUUAUAAUUUUUGCAUAAACAUGGUUAAAAUUCUAAUMUUARUAUUCUGUUACAUACCAACUCAAUUAAUUUGUUUUUGAUAAAAAUAUUUGAUUCAUUUUCUAGAUAUUUUUAAUAUUGUAUUCAGUUAAAUUAUUUCAAACAAUAAAAYUAUGAUUUGAAGUACUUAUUCUUAAAGUUAUUUUGUUUUUAAAGAUAACAAAAAUGUCAAUAUUGUCUU
Molecule: messenger RNA, 696 nt
Organism: Diuraphis noxia (Russian wheat aphid)
Lineage: Eukaryota; Metazoa; Arthropoda; Insecta; Hemiptera; Aphididae
Gene: ksh
Product: transmembrane protein 167A-like protein ksh
Source: RefSeq, a predicted model, not a curated record